Molecule: messenger RNA, 2449 nt
Organism: Apodemus sylvaticus (European woodmouse)
Lineage: Eukaryota; Metazoa; Chordata; Mammalia; Rodentia; Muridae
Gene: Dnajb5
Product: DnaJ heat shock protein family (Hsp40) member B5
Exons: 4
Coding region: 14-1276 (420 amino acids)
Biological process (GO): negative regulation of transcription by RNA polymerase II
Cellular component (GO): cytosol
Molecular function (GO): protein-folding chaperone binding
Source: RefSeq, a predicted model, not a curated record
GGCUUGGCUGGGCAUGUUUAAGCGCACAGUGCUGUCCUGCCCACCCCCAGCAGCACCCCCACUGCAGGCUCGAGGAGCUUUCCGGAGCUUCCCACACUUCUGGGGAGAAGACUUCUUAGCCAGCUUGAUGUUUAAAAUUCAGCUGGAGCCCUUAAAACUUCGAGCGUGGACGCUGAAUGGGUUUGUAAAGUUUCGAAACAAGGAGCCCAGCCCCGGUCCAGUGGCCGUGAUGGGAAAAGAUUAUUACAAGAUUCUCGGAAUCCCGUCUGGGGCCAACGACGAUGAGAUCAAGAAAGCCUACCGGAAGAUGGCCCUGAAGUACCACCCGGACAAGAACAAGGAACCCAACGCUGAGGAGAAGUUUAAGGAGAUUGCUGAGGCUUACGAUGUCCUGAGUGACCCUAAGAAACGGAGCCUGUACGACCAAUUCGGCGAGGAAGGCCUCAAGACCGGCGGUGGUACAUCAGGUGGCUCCAGUGGCUCCUUUCACUACACCUUUCAUGGGGACCCUCAUGCCACCUUUGCUUCCUUCUUUGGUGGCUCCAACCCCUUCGAUAUCUUCUUUGCCAGCAGCCGCUCCACUCGGCCCUUCAGUGGCUUUGACCCAGAUGACAUGGAUGUGGAUGAAGAUGAGGACCCAUUUGGUGCCUUUGGCCGCUUUGGCUUCAAUGGGCUGAGCAGGGGUCCAAGGCGAGCCCCAGAACCACUGUACCCCCGGCGCAAGGUACAGGACCCCCCUGUGGUGCAUGAGCUGCGGGUGUCCCUGGAGGAGAUCUACCACGGCUCUACCAAGCGCAUGAAGAUCACAAGGCGGCGCCUUAACCCUGACGGGCGAACUGUGCGCACUGAGGACAAAAUCCUGCACAUUGUCAUCAAACGUGGCUGGAAGGAAGGUACCAAGAUUACCUUCCCCAAAGAGGGCGACGCCACACCCGACAACAUCCCUGCCGACAUUGUCUUCGUGCUCAAAGACAAGCCUCAUGCACACUUCCGCCGAGACGGCACCAAUGUGCUCUAUAGUGCACUCAUCAGCCUCAAGGAGGCGCUGUGUGGCUGCACUGUGAACAUUCCCACCAUUGAUGGCCGAGUGAUCCCUUUACCCUGCAAUGAUGUUAUCAAGCCAGGCACCGUGAAAAGACUCCGUGGGGAGGGACUUCCCUUCCCCAAGGUGCCCACUCAGCGGGGAGACCUCAUCGUUGAGUUCAAAGUUCGAUUCCCAGACAGAUUGACCCCACAGACACGGCAGAUCCUUAAACAGCACCUACCCUGUUCCUAGGCUCCGCCCUGGCCAGUCUGGAGCCUACCACAGCAAUACCCCACACUCCCCCAUCACAUGUGGACCCGGCUGGAUGUCCACUGGACACUGGCCCUUUUCUAAAAUGCAAAGCCACUGAUGUUCAGGAAAACGUUCCUGUUCCCGACCCCUUUCAGAGCUGGGCUGCUUUGGGGGAAUGGGAGGGCGGUGGGGAGAGCUAGCCCAGACCAGGGGUCAAUUUUCUGUCACAUGCUUUGAAUCCAGUUCCCACUGCAGUGGCUGGAGAGUGACUUGAGAGCUACUCGGAGCUAUAGAUUCCUUGUCCUGCCUGUAAAUAGCAUGUCCUCCUCCCUCUCAGCCUUGCAAUCACCCUUCCUCUCCCUUCCCUUCGCCUUCUUCCUGUUUCUGAAGAAAGAGGGUAGGAGGGACCCCGCUUCCCACCUCACCCCGGGUCUGUAGUGUCCGAGGCUACUGCACAGUGUUACUGCACAAGUGCUACUUGCCAAAAUGGUCUGUGUCCCUCUAGGGGACAAAGGACAGGAGAUAGGAAGGGAAGGUCCGUCACCUGUGAACAAGGCUGUCCUUGGAGCACGAGACACUUUUCAUUUGGGGCAGGGAGGCGAGUCAACACUCAGGAGCCGCCCCACCAGCUACCCUGCCUGCACCCCACAGAGCUGGAGGAUCUGUCCCCCUCAGCUGCUCUGGAGUGGGGGGGGGGUGAAGGGCGGAGAGAAGAAGAGAGGGGCUGAACCAUCACAGCUAAGAGGUGGGCAGGAGCCAUCUGCCAGCCAUCAGCAGAAAGGAAAGGGCUUUGGGGUCAGGUGGCAGCUGCUCCCCACCAAGAGAUUCAGGGUCACAGGUCUCUCCCCACAUCUCUGAACUCAGGGCCUAGCCACCCCAAACUUCCAAGCCCCACUUUUGUGAUAUGUGAAGCUACUUAUUUCUUACUUUUCUUGGAGGCUGUGUCAGAAAUUUCCAGCCCCUCUCUGCCUGUGUGACCCCCACCCCACCCCACUCCCACAGUUGUAUAAAAGUUGAAUAGUGAAGGAGCUGGGAGAAAACUGCUUCAGCUGGUCCUGGGGUGGGGUCUUUAGGUUUUCUCACUUUGACAAGCCCCUGAAUGUUUUUAUAGUAGUUUUUUGUAUUUUUUGUAAUGACAGUAUUAUGAAAAAAAUAAAGUAUUUUAAAAAUAUA